Molecule: messenger RNA, 634 nt
Organism: Etheostoma cragini (Arkansas darter)
Lineage: Eukaryota; Metazoa; Chordata; Actinopteri; Perciformes; Percidae
Gene: cfap53
Product: cilia and flagella associated protein 53
Exons: 4
Coding region: 140-634 (164 amino acids)
Source: RefSeq, a predicted model, not a curated record
GAAUGCCUGCACUGUUGUGUGUGUGUGAAACGUUGAGAGACUGAGCGGUAACUCAUCAUAACUUCAUCAUAACUUCAUCAUAACUUCAUCAACAGCGGAGAAAACUCGACGAUACGUCCGACAUCUUGAAGUUUACACAAUGCUGCUGAGUCAAAGAAGAACAAGAUGUCGGGAGCUCACGGGACCGACGCCUCAUUCAGUCGCUGUGAGAGCAAAGUUCCCAUCCCGGAGGCCGGCGGACCACCUGAUCCUGGACAGACAGAAGCAGGACGUCGCCAGGGAGGAGGUCCAGAGCUUCGCCCGGCACCAGCAGAGCUCCGACAGGAAGACUACGUGGCUGCAGACGUCAGAGAGACGCUUCCUCAGAGGGACCAUCGAGAGACAAGUCCGGGCCGCGCUGGACCAGCAGGAAGUCCACCUGGACCAGAGAAGGGACAGGCUGCGUGUGCUGCUGCAGGCGGAGGAGCAGCAGCUGCUGCAGGAGAUGGAGGAGAAGAUGGAGACGUCGGUGGAGAGACAGGCGAAGAUGAGAGAACGAGCCAAAGCUCUGAGAGAGCGGAGAGAGACGGAGAGACAGCGCGUUGUCUCAGAGAAGAUGGAUCAGCUGUUCAGGGACCAGUGUGUCCUUCAGUGA